GAUAUAAUUCAAUAUUCAAUGUUCUCUAUUCACUGUUUUUGUUUUCACACCUCGUUUUACAUAUUUGGAAUCUGAAAAUAAAAUUAAAAAAAAGGAAAAAAAAAGAAAAAAAAAAAGAAGAAAGAAAGUCAAUGAGAAUCAUAUUAGCCUAGUUGGAAAAAGCCCCGGAGAUACUCUCUUAUAUAAGAAGAUCCCUCUUUUUGGGAAUCUAUCCCCUUCUUCUAUUUUCGUGUAAUAACAAAAUCAAAAUUUUUUUUUCUCCGUUACUCUCCCACGCUCUCUUCUUAUAUGGAUUAUAAGCUACAGAUCAUCGUUCGAACAAAAGGCCAAACACAGUUUUUAGUAUAGUAUUUCCUGUCUCUACUUCUAGAUUUUCACAAAAAAGAAACAGGAGUGUCGUUUGUUCGUUUGUUCUAUAACUCCAUUAUUCGAUGGUUAUGGAAGCGCGGCAAAAGCCACUGAGUCGACUGAACGCGUUCGUCGCGAACAGCCGAGUCGGGAAGCGAUUCAAACUCGCCGAGCGGAACUCCACCUUCACGACGGAGCUCCGUGCAGGAACGGCGACUUUUCUGACGAUGGCGUACAUCCUGGCCGUGAACGCCUCGAUUUUGGCCGACUCCGGCGGCCCCUGCGGCGUCUCCGACUGCGUCCCUCUCUGCUCCAACUCAUCCGUCUCCAUCGCCUCCUGCAACGGCCCGAAUCUCCGGGUCAUCCAACCCAAUGAGUCCUGCAAGUUCGAUCCGGUCAACCCGGGCUACGCCGCCUGUCUGGAUAAAGUCCGGAAGGACCUGAUCGUCGCCACCGUGGUGUCCUCCCUCAUCGGCUGCGUGAUAAUGGGAAUCUUCGCGAACCUUCCACUCGCCCUCGCCCCCGGGAUGGGGACCAACGCCUACUUCGCCUACACCGUGGUAGGAUACCACGGAUCCGGCAACGUCUCCUACGAGAGCGCCCUAACCGCCGUCUUCAUGGAAGGACUAAUUUUCCUCCUCAUCUCCGCCGUCGGAUUCCGCGCCAAGCUCGCCAAGCUCGUCCCUAAGCCCGUCCGGAUCAGCUCCUCCGCCGGCAUCGGCCUUUUCCUCGCCUUCAUCGGACUCCAAAACAACCAAGGAAUCGGACUCGUCGGCUACAGCUCCUCCACCCUCGUCACGCUCGGCGCGUGCCCGGCCUCCUCCCGCGCGUCGUUGGCUCCGGUGGUGACUUCAGCAAACGGAACGGUCACGCUCCUCGAGGGAGGCACUGUGUCGGGAGGAAUCCUCUGCCUCCACAACCGAAUGGAGAGCCCCACAUUCUGGCUCGCCAUCGUCGGUUUCGUGAUAAUCGCUUACUGCUUGGUCAAAAACAUCAAAGGAGCGAUGAUCUACGGGAUCGUGUUCGUCACGGCGGUGUCGUGGUUCCGUAACACGAGCGUAACGGCGUUCCCCGACACUCCCUCGGGAGACGCGUCGUUCCAUUACUUCAAGAAAAUCGUUGACGUGCACACGAUCGAGAAAACGGCGGGGGCGUUAAGCUUUAAAAGCAUAGGGAAAGGGUAUUUUUGGGAAGCUCUGGUGACGUUUCUGUACGUCGAUAUACUCGACACCACCGGAACAUUGUACUCCAUGGCGCGUUUCGCCGGAUUCGCCGACGAGAACGGCGAUUUCGAGGGGCAGUACUUCGCCUUCAUGUCGGACGCCACGUCGAUAGUGGUGGGGUCGCUUUUGGGCACGUCACCCGUGACGGCGUUUGUCGAGUCGUCGACGGGGAUAAGAGAAGGAGGGAGGACGGGGCUGACGGCGUUAACGGCCGCGGGCUACUUCUUCUUGGCGUUCUUCUUCACUCCGUUGCUGGCGUCGAUUCCCGCGUGGGCGGUUGGCCCGCCGUUGAUAUUGGUCGGGGUGCUGAUGAUGAGAUCGGUGGUGGAGAUUGAUUGGAAUGACAUGAGGCAGGCGAUCCCAGCGUUCAUUACGUUGAUUUUGACUCCGUUGACUUACUCUAUAGCGUACGGGUUGAUUGGUGGAAUUGGGACGUUCGUGGUGUUGCACGUAUGGGAUUGGAGUGAGGAGCUUUUGGUGAGAUUUGGGGUCGUCAAAAAAAGAUCAGUGGACGGUAAUGGUGUUGGUGAGGCAAAUGGGUCAUCACAACAUCAUCAUCAUUCUACUGAAGAUGUUAAACCACCUGAAGUUUAGGGGCAAGUCUAGAUUAUUUUGAGAUUUUUUUUUUGAAUUUAUUAGUAUAAAAAUUUGCCCAUUUUUAGGGAGAUUAUUAUAAAUCUUGGAAUUUUUUUAUGUAGGCAAUUGGGUGAGGAAAAUGGAUUUCAUAAAGAGCUGUAAAUACACAAAAUAUUUCACUUCAAUGAUGCUCUAAUCAGUGUGGAAAAGCUUUUGUAAGUUAUGAUUUGGUCAUAUAUUGGUGGCCGUGUAUUGGUCAAUCACUUGGUCUAAAUUCUGCUUGUCUGGCGAGUAUUACACAUAGACUAGCUAGCUUGACAACAAAUAGAGAUCUAUCCAAAUGACGGAGCAGAAAUGGGAUUUUUAACUGAAUGGCUUUGGGAUAUUGAUAGGGAUGUAACAAAACAUGUCAUGAGAUUUGUCAUUAUUUCACAAUAUCCCAUAUAUUUGUCAUGAUGAAACCUUAGAAUUAUUUGAGAAUUGGGAUAACAACACAUACGCUUCCUUAACAAAAGCCUAAAGAGAUAGACUCGUGAUUGGUCCUGUUGUCAAU
Molecule: messenger RNA, 2700 nt
Organism: Morus notabilis
Lineage: Eukaryota; Viridiplantae; Streptophyta; Magnoliopsida; Rosales; Moraceae
Product: adenine/guanine permease AZG1
Exons: 1
Coding region: 432-2165 (577 amino acids)
Biological process (GO): transmembrane transport
Cellular component (GO): plasma membrane
Molecular function (GO): purine nucleobase transmembrane transporter activity
Source: RefSeq, a predicted model, not a curated record